Musca vetustissima is the source of this 2190-nucleotide messenger RNA. RefSeq names its product succinate dehydrogenase [ubiquinone] flavoprotein subunit, mitochondrial (gene SdhA). The record is from RefSeq and is a predicted model, not a curated record. Gene Ontology annotation, biological process: tricarboxylic acid cycle; mitochondrial electron transport, succinate to ubiquinone. NCBI's taxonomy places the organism in Eukaryota, Metazoa, Arthropoda, Insecta, Diptera, Muscidae. The coding region runs from base 207 to 2186 and encodes 659 amino acids. The transcript is spliced from 5 exons. Gene Ontology annotation, molecular function: electron transfer activity; flavin adenine dinucleotide binding; succinate dehydrogenase (quinone) activity.
GUGAGAGAGAGUGUCGAAAGUCGAAGUAGUUGGGGAAAAUUUGUGUAAAAAUAAGUUUUAAUCGGUGCGAUUAAAAAAAAAAAUAGAAUUUGAACAAAAAGGCGACUAAAAUUUUGGCACAAGUCGCCCAGCGGUUUUCGAUAUUUUUGAAAGAAUACAAUAAAUAAUAUCAUUAAGGAAAUUUCAUAACAAAAACAUCAAAUAAAAUGGCGAGUUUAAUGCGAGUGCCAUCGAUUUUGGCUAAAAAUGCCGCUGCUAUGCUUCGUGCAUCUUCCGUUGUUCCACAACGCGAAUUGCACAUCGGCAAUGGCCGCCGUGAAGCUUCCACCAAAGCUGAUGCCAUCUCCAAGGAAUAUCCAAUUGUCGAUCAUGCCUACGAUGCCAUUGUUGUAGGUGCCGGCGGUGCUGGUUUGCGUGCCGCUUUCGGUUUGGUAGCCGAGGGCUUCAAAACCGCUGUCAUCACAAAAUUGUUCCCCACCCGUUCACACACAAUUGCCGCCCAAGGUGGUAUCAAUGCUGCUCUGGGUAACAUGGAAGAAGAUGACUGGAAAUGGCACAUGUAUGAUACAGUAAAGGGUUCCGAUUGGUUGGGCGAUCAAGAUGCCAUCCACUAUAUGACCCGUGAAGCACCCAAGGCUGUCAUUGAAUUGGAAAAUUAUGGUAUGCCCUUCUCCCGUACACCCGAUGGUAAAAUCUACCAACGUGCCUUUGGUGGUCAAAGUUUGAAAUUUGGCAAGGGUGGUCAAGCCCACAGAUGUUGUGCCGUAGCUGAUAGAACUGGUCACUCCUUGUUGCACACCCUUUAUGGUCAAUCAUUGAGCUACGAUUGUAACUAUUUCGUCGAAUACUUUGCCUUGGACUUGUUGAUGGAGAACGGCGAAUGCCGUGGUGUUAUUGCCUUGAACUUGGAAGACGGUACCCUGCAUCGUUUCCGUGCCCGAAACACUGUCAUGGCCACCGGUGGUUAUGGCCGCGCUUACUUCUCCUGCACCUCUGCUCACACAUGCACUGGUGACGGUACCGCCAUGGUUGCCCGCCAAGGCUUGCCCUCACAAGAUUUGGAAUUCGUACAGUUCCAUCCCACUGGUAUUUAUGGUGCUGGUUGCCUUAUUACCGAAGGUUGCCGCGGUGAAGGCGGUUACUUGGUCAAUGCCAAGGGUGAACGUUUCAUGGAACGUUAUGCUCCAGUGGCUAAGGAUUUGGCUUCUCGUGACGUUGUUUCCCGCUCCAUGACCAUUGAAAUUAUGGAAGGCCGUGGUGUUGGUCCCGAAAAGGAUCAUGUCUACUUGCAAUUGCACCAUUUGCCCCCAGAGCAAUUGGCUCAACGUUUGCCCGGUAUCUCCGAAACCGCCAUGAUCUUUGCUGGUGUUGAUGUGACACGCGAACCCAUUCCUGUAUUGCCCACCGUACAUUACAACAUGGGUGGUAUUCCCACAAACUACAAGGGUCAAGUGUUGACCAUCGAUGAGAAUGGCAACGACAAGGUUGUUCCUGGUUUGUAUGCUGCUGGUGAAUCUGCCUGUUCCUCGGUGCAUGGUGCCAAUCGUUUGGGUGCUAACUCAUUGUUGGAUUUGGUUGUCUUUGGUCGUGCCUGUGCCAAGACCAUUGCUGAAGAAAACAAACCCGGUGCCACACCACCAUCUCUCAAGGAUAAUGCCGGUGAAAUGUCUGUUGCCAAUUUGGACAUAUUGCGUCAUGCCAACGGCAGCAUUACCACAGCUGAUUUACGUUUGAAAAUGCAAAAGACUAUGCAACAUCAUGCUGCUGUCUUCCGUGAUGGCCCAGUACUUAAGGAGGGUGUUGAAAAGAUGUCCGACAUCUAUCAGCAAUUCAAGGACAUUAAGGUUGUCGACAAGUCAAUGGUUUGGAACUCCGAUUUGGUUGAAACUUUGGAAUUGCAAAAUCUUUUGGCCAAUGCCAAGAUGACCAUUGUCGCUGCUGAAAACCGCAAGGAAUCCCGUGGUGCCCACGCCCGUGAAGAUUACAAGACCCGUAUCGAUGAAUACGACUACAGCAAGCCUGUAGAUGGCCAACAAAAGAAGCCCUUGGAAGAACAUUGGCGCAAACAUACACUCCUAUGGGUAACCGAUGACAAGGGUACCGUCGAAAUCAAAUACAGACCUGUUAUCGAUCAUACUUUGGAUGAUACCGUAACAACUGUACCUCCUGCAAUUCGCUCGUAUUAAAAUG